AUGGAAUUCGCGUUUACAAUUAAGUCAACCAGCCAAACUACAAAUUUGAAACGCCUACCUAUGGCUAGGAGAGAUUUUGGAUCCAAAGGAAACAAGAUACAACUCUUAACUAACCAUUUUAGAAUCGGCUCAACUAAGAAUGAAGGUUACUUAUAUCAUUAUAAUAUUAUUUUGCGUUAUCAAGAUGGACAACCUGUUGAAGGGAAAAGAGUGGGGAGAAAAGUCAUGGACAAACUUCGUAAAACAUACGAUGUACUAAGAAGUCAAAAUUUUGCAUAUGAUGGUGAGAAAAAUUUAUUCACUCUUGAUUCUCUACAUCAUACUAGACAAGAUUUCAUUGUUGUGUUAGAUGAAGUUUCAUCAAUAAGGGUUGGAAAUUACCCUGAUACAACAAAAAGAAUGAGGUUUCAAUCUCAGUCCAAAACUUUUAAGGUUGAGAUUAGUCAUGUAAGAAAAAUCUCAUUACAAGAAAUUGGAAAUGCAUUACGAGGUCACAAAUCAGAGAAUUACCAAGAUGUAUUAAAUGUUUUGGGUGUUAUAUUGAGGCAAAAUGCAACAAAAGAGGGAUGUCUCUGCAUUCGCCAGUCAUACUUUCAUGACAAUCCAAAAAAUAUAACUAACCUUGAUGGUGGUAUUCAGUAUUGUCGUGGUUUCCAUUCAAGCUUUAGGGCCACACAAAUGGGUUUGUCUCUUAAUUUUGAUGUGUCAGCUACAUUACUUAUAAAGCCUGGUCCUGUAGUGGAUUUCCUACUCCAUAACCAAAAUAUCCAGCAACCAAAGUGGAUUGAUUGGAGCAAGGCAAAAAGAAUGCUUAAAAAUAUUAGAGUCAAAGUUAACAAUAGAGAGUACAAAAUCAGUGGACUAAGUGAGAUGUCAUGCAAAACACAAAUGUUUUUAAUUAAAAAAGGAAAUGAUGUUAAUGGUGAAGCACGAUUAAAGGAAAUUACAAUUUAUGAAUACUAUAAACGCCACAAAAAUAUUGAACUUCACUAUUCUAUUGAUAUGCCAUGUAUUAAUGUUGGCAAACCAAAGAAACCAAUUUAUUUUCCUAUGGAGCUAUGUACAUUGGUCUCAUUGCAACGAUACACUAAGGUAUUGUCCAACAAGCAAAGAAUUCAAUUGAUGUUAGAGUCAAGAAAUAAUCCUCACGAAAGGAAAGAAGCUUUGUUAUAUUCUUUAAAAAGUCGUAGAUAUGAUGACGAGCCUAUGCUUCGCUCUUUUGGAAUUUCUAUUAAACCUUGUUUUACUCAAGUUAAUGGUCGCGUUUUGCAAGCUCCAACUCUUGUUGUUGGAAAAGGACAUGUAUUUUGUCCUCAAAAUGGAAGCUGGAAUUUUAAUAAUAAGGAAUUAAUUGAACCCGUGAAGAUUAAACGUUGGGCAAUUGUAAACUUUUCAUCACACUGUGAUAUAGAACAUUUAUGUAAUAUGAUUAAAAAAUAUUCUAAAAUGAAAGGAAUGUUCUUUGAUUCUCCGUUCCAUAUAUUUGAGGAGAGUGAGCGUCAUAGGAGUGAGUCACCAUCUUCUAGAGUUUCUGCAAUGUAUGAAAUAAUAAAAUCCAAGCUACCUGGACCCCCUACACAUCCUCCUGCUCAACUUCUUUUGUGUAUUCUUCCAAUUAAAAAGAAUUGUGAGAUUUAUGGUCCUUGGAAAAGGAGAUGUCUUGUUGAUGAAGGGAUUGCAACUCAAUGCAUUGCUCCGACAAAAAUUAAUGAUAAUUAUAUUACUAAUGUACUAUUAAAAAUUAAUACAAAGCUUGGUGGGAUGAAUUUUCUUUUGUUAUCCGAAAUUGAGCGUUCCAUACCAUUAUUUUCUAACAUACCUACAUUGGUAAUUGGAAUGGAUGUUUCACAUGGAUCUCCAUAUCAAUUAAAUGUACCAUCAGUUGUUGCGGUAGUUAGCUCAAGAUAUUGGCCUCAAAUAUCUCGUUAUAGAGCUACAGUUCGUAGUCAAUCAUCGAAAGUAGAGAUAAUCCAAUCUCUAUUCGAGCCUGUUUCAGAUACUAAGGAUGAUGGUAUCAUCAGUGAGGUUCUUAAGGACUUUUAUGCAACUUCAGGAAGAAAGCCUCAACAAAUUAUAAUUUUCAGGGAUGGAGUGAGUGAAUCACAAUUCAACCAGAUCCUCAACUUUGAAUUGGAUGAAAUCAUAAAGGCGUGCAAACAUUUUGACGAAAGUUGGUGUCCAAAGUUUACUUUGAUUGUUGCCCAAAAGAAUCAUCACACUAGGUUCUUCAAAGUCAAUGCUCCUCAAGAAAAUGUUUUACCAGGAACCGUUAUUGAUAACACUAUAUGUCAUCCUGAAAACAAUGAUUUCUACAUGUGUGCUCAUGCUGGAAAAAUUGGUACAAGUCGUCCUACUCAUUACUAUGUUUUAUAUGAUGAAAUUGGUUUCUCAUCAGAUAAUUUGCAGGAAUUGGUGCAUUCUCUAUGCUAUGUGUAUCAAAGAAGCACAAAUGCCAUAUCUAUAGUUGCACCAAUUUAUUAUGCUCAUGUAGCAGCAGCUCAAAUAUCACAAUUUUUAAAUUUUGAUGAAACAAAAAAUCAAAAGGAAUUCAUUGUACCCGGUAUAUCUCAAGUUCUUGAGUUACCACGUCUUCAUGAACGAGUCAUGAAUACUAUGUUUUUUUGUUGA
Molecule: messenger RNA, 2628 nt
Organism: Vicia villosa (hairy vetch)
Lineage: Eukaryota; Viridiplantae; Streptophyta; Magnoliopsida; Fabales; Fabaceae
Product: protein argonaute 4A-like
Exons: 22
Coding region: 1-2628 (875 amino acids)
Biological process (GO): regulatory ncRNA-mediated post-transcriptional gene silencing
Cellular component (GO): cytoplasm
Molecular function (GO): protein binding; RNA binding
Source: RefSeq, a predicted model, not a curated record